Molecule: messenger RNA, 289 nt
Organism: Dentiscutata erythropus
Lineage: Eukaryota; Fungi; Glomeromycota; Glomeromycetes; Diversisporales; Gigasporaceae
Source: the annotation of a GenBank genome assembly
AUGAGUGCGACACAUAACGGCAAUUCAAAGGGUUUACCUGCUUUGCAUGGUGUUAAAAUCAAGACAAGAAAAAGCCUGCAAAAAGCUCAGGCCAAGUACGAACCUACUGUUUUUAGAGAAGGUAUUUUAAAAACACUUAAUAACGCUCAGCCUGGAGACUUUGACGAUAUUUAUCAACAACUGGAUAUUGCUGGUAACACACUUGAAUAUAGAAAAUACGGUGAAACUUUAUUUGAAAUUCUUCUUACCGGUGGUGUAUUAGCACCCGGCGGUACUAUUCUUGACGAUG